Messenger RNA from Belonocnema kinseyi, 459 nucleotides. RefSeq lists its product as uncharacterized. Lineage: Eukaryota; Metazoa; Arthropoda; Insecta; Hymenoptera; Cynipidae. The coding region runs from base 23 to 370 and encodes 115 amino acids. Gene Ontology annotation, biological process: regulation of MAP kinase activity. The transcript is spliced from 2 exons. The record is from RefSeq and is a predicted model, not a curated record. Gene Ontology annotation, molecular function: JUN kinase phosphatase activity. Gene Ontology annotation, cellular component: cytoplasm.
AACUAAUAAGUACUCAAAGUCCAUGAUGGAUUUUCAAAGUUUAAUAAACGAAAAAAAACGUCGACUCAAGACUUGCACGACCAUUUUUACAGACACAAGUGGACGAAAGUUCGAGAUUCGAGAUGGAGAAAAAAGAGAGAUAGAAAAAGGUUUGCCUUUCGUUGUGGACGCGAAACCGGACCUUCGAGUCGCGAAAAUAAUUCCGGGAUUAUUUUUAAGUUCUCAGGAUCCAGCACUUAGUUUAGCAGUUUUAAAAGAACAUUCCAUAAAAAAUAUUCUGAGUGUUGGAAUCGAAGUUCCGGUUCAUUUUGAAGGAAUACGAUACCAUUUUGUGGAACUUUUGGAUCUUCCCGAGAGUGAGAUUUUUUGAAUUUGCAGAAGAUUGAAUGCAGCUGGAUGAUAAAUUAUAAAUAUGAAUCUCAGCUCUUUAAUUCUUUCUGCCUUCAAGAAUUCAUAUAA